AUGUAUUGUAUCGUUGAUUUCAGUAUUAUUCCUAUUGGCGUAGAACCUAGUCUCUCAAAGUACAUUGCCGAAACUCUAAAAAUCUUGGAUAAAGCUGGGUUAACCUAUAAACUUCACGCAAAGGGAACAAAUAUCGAGGGAGAGUUGGGUGAAGUGAUGGCAAUAAUUGAAAAAUGCAUUUCUCGUUUGCACGAAAUUGGUGUGCCUCGAGUUGAUACUAUGAUUCAUGUUGGGGUAAUAAUUCUAUUAUUUUAA
Messenger RNA from Ambispora leptoticha, 255 nucleotides. NCBI's taxonomy places the organism in Eukaryota, Fungi, Glomeromycota, Glomeromycetes, Archaeosporales, Ambisporaceae. The record is from the annotation of a GenBank genome assembly.